Bufo gargarizans (Asiatic toad) is the source of this 3221-nucleotide messenger RNA. It is a transcript of the gene ZC3H10, whose product is annotated as zinc finger CCCH-type containing 10. The transcript has 2 exons. Gene Ontology annotation, molecular function: metal ion binding. The record is from RefSeq and is a predicted model, not a curated record. Bases 275 to 1513 code for a protein of 412 amino acids. Lineage: Eukaryota; Metazoa; Chordata; Amphibia; Anura; Bufonidae.
CGUGUACGUAAGCGCCGCUCCGGAAGUGGGUGUGGUUUCAUGUCGUGCGGGCCUGAGCGGGGAUCGUAUAAGCUAAUGCGUGUGCUUGCUUUAUUUCUACUUGGAAGCGAUAUUUCCGUUGUAGUUGCCGUCAGCGGUGUAACUACGCAGGCCUCCGCUGCACAGCGCUCCUUGCUUUUACGCAGAGCGCUUUGCCGGGUGCAUCUCACGUUCUAAGGCGCAGCGAUAAGUGUUGACGAUUUAAAAAAAAGCACAAAUAAGCGCUGCUAAAACAAUGCCGAACAGGGAGAAUUACGCAAAUGGUGGCAGCAGUGGUAGUGGCAGCGAGGACGCGUCUUCAGCGGUGGAAUAUGUUUGCCGUGACUUUCUCCGCAAUGUAUGCAAGCGAGGGAAGCGCUGUCGCUUUAAGCAUCCAGAUACCAGUGAUGUUUCCGAUCUUGGGGUGCAAAAGAAUGAAUUUGUCUUCUGUCAUGACUUUCAGAAUAAGCAGUGCGUUCGCAUCAACUGCCGAUUUAUUCAUGGCACAAAGGAGGAUGAAGAACACUACAAGAAAUGUGGCGAGCUGCCUCCUCGCUUGAGGCACAAAGUGGCAGCUGGUCUUGGCUUGUCACCCACAGACCUGGCUACUAAGGAUGAGAUUCCCAUCUGUCGGGACUUCCUAAAAGGUGAUUGCCAGCGUGGAGACAGGUGCAAGUUUCGCCAUUUGCAGAGGGACUACGAUUAUCAAUAUGAAUUCCCAUGUGACAUGCGCAGUGGGGUCCUUAAUGCUGGCCUGAGUUCUGGGGGCCUGCCUACUGCCACUGCACGUUCUUUUGAGCAUUUCGGAGGACCUGAUGGAAUUUCAGAACCCGAACACUUUUCUUCAUCUUUUCGUUAUGGUGAUCGCUUUGAUGAUCCCGUACUGAAAAGACGCCGCGUGGGAUACGAUGGGUACUACAGUGCAUCCCCAGUUGAAUACCGCAUGUUGGAGGAAGAAAACGUCAUGCUUAGGAGACGUCUUGAGGAGCUGAAAAAGCAAGUUUCUGUUCUGGCGGCAACAAAUGAAGUUUUGCUUGACCAGAAUGCUCAGUUUCGUAGUCAAGCCAAAGUGGUUACACUAAGCACCCUGAGCACCACAGCACCAACCAGUGAGCAGGCAGUGGGGACAGUCACUAAUUAUAACCAUGGCAUUGCGCAAACGCACACCACUUUAAGCAGCCAGGCACUGCAGCCCCGACCAGUCACGCAGCAGGAACUGGUGGCCUCCACUGGCGCACCUGCUCCGGCACAGACCAACGCGGCCCCUCAACUAAACCCUGAAAUUACCCCACUCUCUGCUGCGCUGGCGCAAACCAUUGCCCAAAGCAUGGCUCCUCCGCCUGUCUCCAUGGCACCUGUAGCGGUGUCUGUUGCCCCCGUGGCUGUUUCCAUGGCUCAGCCCCUUUCUCACAUCACCAUGAGUCAUGCUACUACACCUAUGGUAACCUAUCCCAUUGCUUCACAAAGCAUGCGCAUAACGGCCAUGCCUCACUAAUCUGUCUCAACCCUUUAAUUGACCAGCUCCCUGGCAGCACAUCUGCCAAGGUAAUGAGUGCCAUCCGUAUGGGGCAUUAUGCUGGUGGAGGAGAUACAUGUGUUAUAGUGAAUAAAAUAAGGAUUGGGAAAUGUGUUAUAUACACAUGAAAAGUUCAGUUUUAUAAAGCUGGGUUUCUAUUUUUUGGGGAGGGGGGGAUUUUUUUUUAAUUACCUAUUUCUUAUGCAUGGUUUGUGUUCACAGUACAUGAUCCAAAUAUUUCAUAAUGAGAAUGUCUGGAAACCAAAAGUUUCCCUUCUAUCAACCCCCCCCCCCCCCCCCCUCCUUACUAUUAAAUGGAGAAAAAAAAUAAAACCUGUUUCCUUCUGGAGUUCUUGAAUAUGUUUGCCCCCUCCAAUGGAAACUUGCUAAUCGUUUUAAUAAAAUCAGGGUGUUACAUUUACACUUUCCAUAGUUUCCAAGGCAUUUUUUUUUGACAGAUUCUCUUGAUGUGAACUUUGAUUUAUUACUGACAGACAUGAUCAAGCUAAUGUUGUGUUUUUUUUUUUUCCUCUGAAAAUAUUUACCCAAUGCAUUAAAAGGGUUUUCUGGCCUUGAGAUAUUGAUAACCUAUCUUCAGGAUGGGUUAUUGGUAUCGGAUUAGUGGGGGUCCAACACCCGUCAUGCCGUCUAGACAUCUGUCCCCUACAGCCACCAGAUGCACUGUUCAAUAGAAAGUUGUGGUGGCCUACACCUCCUCUGUCCUAUUCACUUCAGCCAUCGCUUUGAAGUGAAUGGGGCGGCUGAGCUGUAAUGUCAAUGGCGAGCAGGUGAACAGUGAAAAGAACACUGCCCUCGUACGAGCAUUGUGCUCUCUUCAAACAGCUGGAGUGCUUGCACUCGGUCCCCUGCCAAUCUGAUAUUGAUGAUCAGUCCUGAGGAUAGGUCAUCAAUAUAGGAAAAGCCGAGAACCCCUUUAAGCUUUUACAUCUUAGCGCUUGCUAUUGGCUCGCUAUUGACCCAUAUAAUAAGACUCUAACAGGUGUGUCGAGAGACAAGCUGUUGCUAAGUGUCUGGCAGUGGCACGUCUCCGUUAUUUUUUCUUUUAAUAAACAGUCUUGUGCAUUUUUAUAGGGAUGUUGGGGAGAUUGCUGUCACCAGAAUAAGUGUCCAGCAGACAACUAUACGAUGUGUAUGGCACAAGCCAUAUUUCAAGCAUGGCUGUUUUUUUCCUGUCUUUUCAUUUGUGAAGAGAACAGAUCAUUUUUAAUUGUAAUGAUUUGUCUGAGUUCUUCUAGUUGUCAGAAGCCCUCAAGAACCUCAUCUGGUAAGAACUAUGGGGAUUUUGAUCACUUCUGACAACUUCUAUUUCCAGGUCGUAUAGAAAGUCUCUUCAUAAUCAAAAAUGACCUUUUUUUUUCUUAGCACAUGACAAGCUGGGACAACCACAACUAUGCUUGUGGCUGUACAUGUAGCCAGUGUGGCUGUUUUCUGGGCAAUCUCCCUAUGGCUCCGAGAACAAUUGAGGAUGACUUAUAGUAGGUUACAGUGUAUUGAUUUCUGUACUUUGUUUAUAACCAUUGCUUAUUGAUUUCUUGCAUGGUGAAUGGCAGUUUGUCAUUGUUUGCAUAUUGUUUCAGUUCCAUUCACAUGUUACUGUGAUGUAGCAGAUAAAAUGAUCUUGUGUGUAGUCUUUUUGUGACGUGUAUAAAGUCCCUAAACAUCUUUA